UGUUUUAAUUACUGUGUGGUAUGUUACCUAUUGUCCUUAUGUAGCCUCAUGUGACUUGUUCAUUACCACGGCCACCAGCUGAUACGUAUUACACCUGUGGUUUACAAUGAUAUGGAGACAAAGUGUCAGCAGAAAAGUGUGAUUAAGACCUCUUCUCAAAACUCAUUAUCACUUGAGGAAAAUGUCACAAUGGUAUGAGGAAAGGUGUGUAAUCGACGUCGUUAUUAGAUCAGCCACUGGUGGAACAAGCAGACGACUUCCCGUGUCUUCAGAGGACGGAAUACACGUCUAGAUGGCACCCAAUAGGACUCCUUUCAGACGCAGCAUGUUUGGUCUGAAAACCCCUAUCUCCAGAUACAGGAGACGGUCCAAUUUGGAUGAUUUUGAUGGAAUUCGUAGCAUUCUCUCUAGAAGUAAAGUCCAAGAGAGUUGGACUUCCCAUGUAAGGCAACAAGGUGACCUGUUCUAUGUUGAUGUGAAUGGCAGUCAAGGCAGCGGACAUAUACAGCAGCAGUCACAUCAUAAUAGUGGAUCAUUUCACCAGAGUAAUGGGUCGUUACACGACAGCGAUGGGUCGCUACACCACAACAAUGGAUCACAAAAUCACAAUGAUGGUUCCAACCAUUACUACAGCAACAGGCAUGGGGAGCGACCCCAAAACAACUUUUAUGAUGGAAAACAAAAUGGUUUUCAGACGAAAACGGGGCCACAGAGACAAAGGAUCAAUGGACAUAUACAGAGCAGUAGUGGUAAUUUGGGUUCAAAUGGUUAUCUUAAAAACAAAUCAAAGUACAUUUCUCAAGACUUUGAUGAUGAAUAUGUUGAGUUAGAUAGAAAUGACUACAAUUCGUGGAUGUCUUCUCCGCAGAUCAACAAUAAAUAUCACAACACGAAUCAUGACGUGAUUAACCAAGAACACGGUGACAAGAUAAAGCAUGUAUACCUAUCACCCAACUACAAAAACUGUAAAAAUGGCCAAAUGUCAGGAAUUAAAUUGUGCGAGAAGAUGUUUGGAAUUAAACUGUGCCAAUAUAAUGACAAGACACGCGUCAACAACAACAAUAAUAUUGUAAAGGACAGGAAAGUGAUUGUACAAGCUGUAGUUCCCGGUAGUGCAGCAGAAAAAUGUCGUCAGAUACACAGAGGUGAUAUGAUGUUGGGUAUUAAUGACAUGGAAGUUUCCUGGGUGAAUCUUGAUAAAACCUUCAAUUCUAUUACAAACAAAAAGGUUAAGGUAACAUUCCAGGUGCCAGUUGUGAUUGGUCCACAGACACCUCCGCCAGUACCACUCCCCACAUAUAAACAAUCCUUACCGCCUAAAGCCCCGCCCCGACAGGAAGGGGAGGACAUCGUCCAGCUGGUGACGGGAACCACUACUGGAGUACUGUCAAGCAAGUUCAAGUCCUGUCUCUGCUCGUUCAUGUACCUUACUCUGGAGGACUCUAGCAGUGAAUCGGAAAACAUACAAGAUGACAUUCUGUAUAUGUUCCCACGGGAUGACAACAUUGCAACAGAAGUUAGGGGUAUGUUCCUGACCCUGUGUGGGGUGCUUCCAGAUAUCACUGGGUCUGUAGCACAGACGUCCACGCUGAUGUACAAGGGACAAUAUAUCCACGUGGUGUACAGUCGAUAUGGGCAGGAUUUACUAGCUAUGGCCAUGCCAGCUAACAGGGUGCCGCUUCAGUACCUCCAAUGUAUCAAAUGUGAGCUACAACAGGUGAUGGAUCUCCUCUUCAGCUCAACAUCAAGGGCAUUCAGGAAACCGCGUCAUAAAAGUCAUCUUGAUCAGCUGUUCAGUCUGACUCUCAACAAGAUAUUUGGUUCUGAUAACUACAAUAAUACACCUAGUCCGUCCUGUAAAGCUCUGUGGGGCUCUAUCCCUGGUACAAAGUCAUUGGAACUGUCACAGGAUAACAAGAUUUUGUGUGAUGAAAUACUCAGUGAAUUUGAAGCUGCAGAUUUUGAUGACUUGGAAGAAGACUUGCCAUUUGAUAGAAGGACAUUCACAAUACUGGGCACUUGCUUAUUCUAUAAGGAAUACCUGCUCAGUAACCACCUGUCAGCGGAGGACCUUCGGGAUGUCCACCUGUUUCUCAAGUACCACUGCCUGUUACACCUGGUGUCCAAACAGAAUGUGGAGGAGCUUGUUAUUUGGAGGGAGGUGUUCCCUUCCCGACUCUGUCGACCCACUCUGGCUUCUCCUGUGGGAUAUGAUGAACCUUCCGGUCGCUGGUUCCUCCUUAUUGUUGGAAUGAAAAGUUUCCUACUUGCAACCUUGCUUGAGGCUGGUGGAUGUGCAAGGACAGUUGAUGGGAACCCCCGUCCUGAUCCAUUCUAUAUCAGUCAGGCCAAGGCAACCUUACUACAGCUGGAGACUGAUGAUGUAGCUAUGGCAGAGUGUUGUGAGAAUAGGUUAAGCUCAGAGAGGAGUGGCCCAUCCCUUGCCAGUGCCGAUGGUCUCAUGCUCGGCACCAAACCAAAGAGAGAGGAAUCAACACCAUCUAAAUCUCAAGGAUCUCCAAAGUCUCCUGCUGUAACACCUAGACUCGCACCUGAAUCCUCAUGGCCGCUAGGCUCAUAUUAUGUCACUAAUAGAACAUACAUCUAUAGUCAUGAGGACCAGGAAGGGGACAGGAUUUCCCAUGGGAAGGGCACUGCUUAUACAGGAAGUGAGACAUCUACCCCAGUAAUGAGACGACAAGGCAGUAAACUAUCGUACGGGUCCAAUGACUCUGGAGGGAGUGGUAGCAGCACGGGGGUCAGUCGGGGAAACACAAGCAAGACCCUAAGUAAAGCUGGGUCAGUGUUUGACAUGGUCAGCAUGAAUCAGAGUCUCACCACAGUCUCUGAUGAGAACAAGUCUGUCUACCCCAUCAAAGUGACAAAGGGAGUAGACAAUGUGUUGUUUCACUAUCUGAACUUUAAUGGUAUGGAGGGAGUAUAUGUGUGUCCCACUGCUCAGGAGAUGAGUACAUCUCAGGGGACAUUACAUGGUCAAGUCCUACACAACUUCAGCACCUCCUGUCUACAACUACGCAAGAAGUUUCAACGGUGUCGUAUGAAACAAGAGACAACAUGCAAGCACAGAUUUGGUGAGGACAAUACCUUCAGACAGGUCCAGGAACAGGGUAUACUGUUCCAGUACAAACCCAGUGUAGCGCCAGAUGCCAAGAAAGUCCCUCCAGCUCAAUGUUACUGGGUUAUCGGACGCCGUUACCCUGGCAACAGAGAACUAUUUGUGUGUUUCCAUGAAAGUGUUCCCCAGACUGCCAUAGAACUAGCAUUCCGUAUGGACUUUGGCUCCUGACAAACCAUAAAGAUUCCAGAAAACAUUCCUCAAAAGCUCCUGACAAACCAUCAGUAAAGAUUCCAGAAAACAUUCCUCAAAAGCUUCUGACUGCCCAGAGUUGAAGUUUUAUCUUGACAAAAAUUUCAAUCCAUAAGUGAUCAGACUUAGUGUCACCUUGAAUGCAGAGGACAGUAUGGCCAUUGAAGCAUUAAUGUUUGCACAUAGCCCCAUAUUAUUAUUGUAAGGAUGUGUCAUACUUACGGCCACCUACAGUGUAUAGUGUGUGAGACUUGGUCAGAUUGACCUCGUUGGACAUUGUCAGGAUUUGAGCCAUACAUAUGGCCACCUACAGUGUAUAGUGUGUAAGACUUGGUCAGAUUGACCUCGUUGGACAUUGUCAGGAUUUGAGCCAUACAUAUGGCCACCUACAGUGUAUAGUGUGUAAGACUUGGUCAGAUUGACCACUUUGUGCAAACAAUGCAUAAUACAGAGGAUAUAUAUCCUACAUCAUAAUAGCAGAUUUGGUGCAAUCAUUCCUAUUCAGUUGAAUAUUUCAGGUAAAUCUAAAUGACUGUAUAUAUAAGCAAUAGUUUAUCAUCUAUAUUUAUUGUAGGAAUGUUACAGGGUUGUAAACAGAACAUUGUAGAUAGUGAUCUAUAAUUUAUUUAACUCUAUCAAAUCGGUUAUCAAUGCUUUUGUGAUCUUGCUAUUUUACUGAUUCACUACAGUAUUGAUAUCAUACUAGCAUCAACAUUCUAAUGCAGACUUUCAUGGUAGACUAUAUAUACAAGGAUGUACUGCUUCCGUCCAUAUUUACAUUUAUAUACAAUAUUUUAUAUUUAGACUUGUGCUUUACAUUAUGACUGUAUCUCAUUGUUAUUUUUAGACUGGUUCAUGCUUGUCAGACUGUGUUUCAUAUCUAGAAAGAAUAACAAAAAACAAAAUUAGCAAUAAAGGAUCCACCCGGAGGAUAUGAUGUAUUUAAAAAUUAUAUUUGAUGACUAAAUCUUGAGAGAUUUUUAUAUGAAAAACAAAAUUUGACUUGUUUUGCUUGUUAAAGUGUUUUUGGCCUUGGAAGGGUGUAGAAAAAAAGAAAGAAAAAAAAGUAUCACGAAAAGAGAAAAUGGAAUGACAAGAGAACACCCUUAUAUAUACAUUGAUAUUUAUCGCUUUGUAAUUAUUUAAAAGCAUUAAGGUAUAAAAAUCAGAUAUCUGGUAAAAGUAUUUACAAGGUUAAUAAACCCAUACCAGUAUUUUAUAGUGCAGGCUAGCUUUUUGGCUUUAAACAAUGUUUAUAUCUUGAAUUACUAUUUUGAAACAUAAUUUGUACAGAUUUAUAUGUCACCUUCAUAUUUGAUAUUAUAUAUUGAUAUACAUGAUGUUGUAGUCAGUUCUAACAUUAUGUUGUGUUGUUUAGUGCUGAUUGUUUCUCCGACUGAUGUUUUGAAGUUUCAAUGUUCGUACAUGUGUGGUAUUUAUGUGUGUAGAUUUUAGUGUUUGUACAUGUGUGUUAUCUAUGUGUGGAGAUUUUAGUGUUUGUACAUGUGUGUUUAUGUGUGGAUAUUUUAGUGUUUGUACAUGUGUGUUAUUUAUAUGUGGAGAUUCAUUGAGAAGUCCUACAGAAUAUGUAGCUAUGUAAAGACUGUGAUAUGUGCCAAAUUUUACAUACCUGUGAUAUAGUAUUUAAAUCAUCACAUCAUCAUUUCAUUACCUUUGAUUUUUUAUGUCGGUAAGUGUUUAUUCUAACACUGUAGGGUUAUUUUUGUUUGAUACUUAGAUAUUAAAUCAUCAGAUUAAAAAAACACCUAAUUGGAGAGAAAUUCAGUAGGAAAAUCAAUUCUGCGCAAUAUAAUGUUUACAUUGUUUAUUUUCUAAUUUAUGAAUUAAUCUGAAAUUAUUUGAAAUGAUAGGAAUCCUUAUAAGUGAGAAAUGAAGAUAUCCAGGGUAUGGAUUAUGCAUGAGUAUGUCUUCAGCUGGACUCUAAAUGGCUGUUAGAGAUCUGGACUUCAUAUAUAAACUCAUCUUUAAAGUCUACUAUCACCUUUUCUGACGUAUACAUUAUUUGAAUUUAUGUCAGUUAUUUAUUAUCAUGAUCAGCUGAUUGUUUAAAAAUGCAUUCGGAUGUAUAAUUGCUAAUACUUACAUCAUUGUAAAAAUUAAAAACUUGUAGACUUACAAAUUUUAGUGGUAAUCUUACUCUUGCAUAUACUAUUUCUAAUUGCAGUUGGUGUGGAUGAGCUUAUUCAUUGUUGUGCUGAUUUGUUUAGAUGUGACAGUGCACUAAAAUUUGGGUGUGCUAGAAUAAGAAUUGUUUUUUGCCACUGUCAUCCCAACCUGUUGGCCAGUAAGUUAACUCUUCCUCAACUAUAGUUCCACAAUAUGUUGUGGUAGUCCCUUCCCCACAAUAUGUUGUGGUAGUCUAUUCCCCACAAUAUGUUGUGGUAGUCCAUUCCCCACAAUUUGUUGUGGUAGUCCAUUCACCACAAUAUGUUGUGGUAGUCCACACACCAAAAUCUUUUGUGGUAGUCCAUGGUCACACACCAAUAUAUUUUUCGGUAGUCACUAUAUCUAUAUGUUAUUUAAGUCCAUAUUCAACAAAAGUUUGUGUCAUCCACAUUCCACAAUGUUUUUAGGUAGUCAACACUCAACAAUAUUUUGGGGUAGUGACUGUCCACAUUCCACAAUAUUUUAUGGUAGUCAACACUUCAGAAUAAUUUGUGGUAGUCCAUUCCCCACAAUAUGUUGUGGUAGUCCAUUCACCACAAUAUGUUGUGGUAGUCCAUUCCCCACAAUAUGUUGUGGUAGUCCAUUCACCACAAUAUGUUGUGGUAGUCCAUUCCCCACGAUAUGUUUGGGUAGUCCAUUCCCCACAAUAAUUUGUGGUAGUCCAUUCCCCACAAUAUGUUGUGGUAGUCCAUUCCCCACAAUAAUUUGUGGUAGUCCAUUCACCACAAUAUGUUGUGGUAGUCCAUUCACCACAAUAUGUUGUGGUAGUCCAUUCCCCACGAUAUGUUUGGGUAGUCCAUUCCCCACAAUAAUUUGUGGUAAUCCAUUCCCCACAAUAUGUUGUGGUAGUCCAUUCACCACAAUAUGUUGUGGUAGUCCAUUCACCACAAUAUGUUGUGGUAGUCCAUUCCCCACGAUAUGUUUGGGUAGUCCAUUCCCCACAAUAAUUUGUGGUAAUCCACAGUUGUAGCAGGAAGCGGACAGUUGUCAGGAAGGACUGUUUACCUAUCAUCCCAUGUAGAUGGUGCUUGGAUAAUGUGUUCAUUCUAUUGGUUCUCUAUCUUCGAAAUUUAAGGGAUGGUAUUCAUUUAUCUUCUCUACAAAGGAGAUAACUUAUGGAGAAUGUAAACCUUGGAUUUUGAUGAUACAGGUAUAUAAUAUGAAAAAUGUAGAAAUUCAUUAAUGAGUUAAGCAUUCUGUAUUCAUUACAGAGUUGUCACUCUGCCAUAUAACUACUAUGCAUUACCUACCUAUGUUAUCCUAUAUUCUACGUUACCACAGAUAAAAUGUCACUAGUGUCUUUAUUAUUGUACACCUUGGUACCGGGUGAUAAUCAUUUAUACCUGUUUUGUGAACUUGUGCGCUUCAUAUAACAUCAAAUUACGUGUAUCAAAAAUAUUAUUAUUGCAAUUUAUGUAAUAAAAUGUAAUACAUGUACAUGUUGAUAUUUUAACAAUAUAAAUGAAAACAAUUCCAUGACCCAUUCUCAGUUUGGGCUGACAAAGCAGUGUUUAUUGUAAAUGUUGAAUAUGUUAUACCUUUCUACCAUAAUAAGAAAAUAUCUCUACUACUGCUGCUGAAUAUUGGGGGAAAAAACAAGAAAGAAAACACUGAUAUAUGCAUUAUUCACAUAGCCAUAGCGAACCGGGUACACCCACCCCAUCAUUUGUUUUUUGUUAGGUUUGGACUACAAAGUAACUUUGACUGUAUUAUGAAUUCGUAGUUGUCACUUUACCAUGGAUUGGAUUUUUUUUUUUUACAAAAUUGUAUUCCAAGUUUUUUUUAUAAACAUCAAACAUUCAUAACAUAACAUAUGAUCUACACUAUACAUCUACCUCUCCACUGUUUAGGGCAGUAAUUUGUGAGGGCAUCAUCUAUACUCACUAAAUAUUAACACUCCGUCACCAAAACAUUAUUUCGUUUAUUUUGUUUAUCAACUUAAGCAAAGAUUGCAAAGAAUCUGAAUUUUCAAUCUAGUUCAUGAAAUUGCCACUAAUGUUGAGAAAUUGUAGAAUGGAUUUAUGAGUCAUUAUUCAAAUUAUAAACAAUCAAAGUUGAAAAAAUAUUUCAUUACUUUCUAAGAUGUGAGGUCCAUUGGGCAGGUCACUAGGAAAUUAUUGGUCCAUGUGUUUAAUUAAUGUAUGUAUACCCAAAUAUCAAUGUUUUCCUUAUUUUGAUAUGUUGUGAUGAAAGAAGUACAUAACAUUCAUUUAAAAGGUUUUUAGACAUCAGGUAAUAAAAAAAAAGUAUGAGAUGGACUAAAUAAAAAAUAUUUCCAAUCAUGAACAGGUUGUAUGAUUUGAUGCCUGCAUUGUAGGUUUGAUUUUUUGGUAUCAUUGAUGUGUAUGGUGUUUGUAAAUGGAAUUAUUUACGAUAGUUAUCACUAGUGUUCAGGAAAAGAACCAUAUUGUGAUAAUUUUCUGUUAUAUUGAAGUUCACCUCAAUAUUGACACCAUCAUGUCCAGUUCACCUUGUUACCUCAGCACCACUAUGUAAGAUCCUGUAACAUAUUAACCUCUAACCAGGGGCUGGUCACCCCACAAUACUGUAUUUCUUGGUAUGCCUUCUACUGACACAAUCUGUAGAUUACAUUUGUUGAUGAAGUCAUGUAUGAAAUCAUUGUUAUGAAUAAAAUUCAAGUCCGCAGGGAUUUGAAAAUUUAUAAAACAUAA
Molecule: messenger RNA, 8187 nt
Organism: Pecten maximus
Lineage: Eukaryota; Metazoa; Mollusca; Bivalvia; Pectinida; Pectinidae
Product: protein inturned-like
Biological process (GO): cilium assembly; nervous system development; establishment of planar polarity
Cellular component (GO): cytoplasm; cilium
Molecular function (GO): protein binding
Source: RefSeq, a predicted model, not a curated record